Molecule: messenger RNA, 3215 nt
Organism: Paecilomyces variotii
Lineage: Eukaryota; Fungi; Ascomycota; Eurotiomycetes; Eurotiales; Thermoascaceae
Product: DENN domain-containing protein
Exons: 4
Coding region: 357-3143 (928 amino acids)
Biological process (GO): regulation of Rab protein signal transduction
Cellular component (GO): cytoplasmic vesicle
Source: RefSeq, a predicted model, not a curated record
UCGUCCUGGUGAGAAGAGGCCCGUUCUGUGUCCUCCUUCAGUCUGUUUGGAGGUUGACCGUCGAGCUGGAGAUGUCCAUCGCUCUAUUGAGUCGGCAGUGAAUCUAUAUCACUCCCUUGAACCCCCUUUCCAGGUGGCGCCCCUUCGCACGCUCGAGAAGCGCUGCGGUUCCUGAUCCUUAAUUUCUACUGCUUAAUUUCUGCGGAUUUGGCUCUCUCGUUCUACAUCCCAUACACCGGGAUCUCUUAAAUCCAAAUUAUCGCGUCUUGGGGAAUCGCAACUGCUACAGCGGGUCCUCAAUCACCACCACCCCCGACAUAACUACUUAGAUAUUCGCGUGUGAGCCGACGUUCACCAUGGCUCCUUCAUUAAGGGACCACCCUUCCUUUGUUCGUCCAUCGACGCGUGAUCGGCCUUCGACCAGAGACCAGGACAACUCUCUGAUUAUCCCCAGUCGUACAUCGUCGCUCCACUCUCGCAUCACGCAGCCGAUUCCUUCGACUCUGAAUAUUAAGCCUGCCCAGCGGACCCCCAAAACCCUUACCCAUGCCUACAUGGUCUGUGGUGUUGGCCGGGAGCCGUCCCAAUGGGUGAAGGCUCCCCCGCCAGCACAGGGAAAGAUUCAGCACAUGAAAGGCGCCGUGGGCCAAUUCUGGCUUCCAGAAAUCUUGGGAAGCAGUCCUAGACUCGAGCAGGACAACGAGAUUGCUAGAGCUCUGCACUCUGCCAUGCGGGCGUGCUUCCCCCAUGAUGUCGAAAUCUGCACUGGAAAGACCCAGCCGCACUGUGUGCACCAUGCGUUUGUUUUGCAACAGGAUUCUUCCCACACACUCUACGGUAUUGCUCUCCGUGUGUGGUCGCGGGCCGAUGAGAAACGCGCGGAGACCAUCCGCGAGCUGCGCAAGAAGACGGAGCCCGAUUUCUACGACAGCGCCGAUGAGACCUAUUGGAUUCCGUACUGUCUGAGUUUCCUCUCUCGCUAUCCUCUCUACAACCUGCUGGGUGAUUACCUUCGUGGCAUGUGGAUCCACUGGAAUAAGGCUACCAACCUCUUCCAUGCGGAGGAGGUCUCUCGUAUCCUGAGUUUCCCUGCCCCUCGUCUCAACGACCUUGUGCGGAUCGAUAUGAAAGACUAUGCACUGUGCUACCAGUUCCCAUCUUCGCCUACAGGCUUCCAGAACUUUGCUAUGUGGCCGUUGUUUACCUGCUUGUCGGUCCCUAACAUCGUAGGCGUGAUUGAAGCGGCAGUUUCCCCGACCCGCCGUAUUAUCUUCGUCAGUCAUUACCCAGCGAUGCUUACUGUUGCCGCUGAAACGAUCCGGUUCUGCGUGCGAGUAUACGAAUGGAGCGGUCUCUACGUCCCAGUGGUCCACGCCCGUCACGCAAAAGACCUUGUCCAGGAGCCUGGACCAUACAUCCUCGGUGUCACCUCGGAAUGCCGGACGCUCUUCACUGCCCCUUCGGAUGCGCUCGUCGUCGACUUGGACCGAAACUUCGUGUUGACCUCCAGUCCUCCCAAUAUUCUGACUCCCGGCCAGAGGACCAAGAUGAUCAACAGACUCACCCAGGCUCUGAACGGUGAUGUUCAACCUACCGGUGUCCCUCAGCAUCUUCGAUCUGCCUACGGUGGAGGCAAGCUGAUCCCCGCCGGUCAAAUCAUUGUUAUGAGGGGAGAGGUUGAGAGUAUUCAGGAUCCAGAGUGGUGGAACCAGGACUCUGUGAUGAGUGUCAUGGACCAUGUCUGCGAGAAGUUGGGCCGUAACACCGGUAUGAAGGCAAUCUUCGGAGGCUCCGUCAAGAAGCCACUCAUGACCAAGGUCUCCAUGAGACACCUCAAUGAAAUCGUCAGAGAGCGCAACCAGUACUCUAGAGAUGCCAUGGAGGCCUGGCAGGACUUCAUUAACCUCAAGGGAAGGAUGGAUACCGAACUGGCCAAGGUCGCCAAGCGCAACAACUUCCUUGUCGAAGAAUUGGAGAGCUGGAAGCAGCAGUUCCUCAAAUUCCAGGCCUUUGCUGAGCAGCUCACGAAGGAAACAUCUGAGCUCAAGGUCAAGAUUGAGAGUCACAAGCGUGAGAACCGCCGCCUUUCAACUCUCAUUGACCAGCAGAAGGACGACGCCGCUCGUCUCACGCUCCGUCUCUCUGGCACUGAGAAGCAGAGGGAUGACGCUCUCGAGGCUCUUGUUUUGCAACAAGAGAUUGCCGAGGAGCUUGAGCGCGAGAGGAAGCGCAACCAAAAGGAACUCGCCGCUCUGCAGAACACCAACAGUGCACUGGCUCGCCAGCGUGAUGAGGCUGUCCGUGUCGUCGUGCAUCUGCGCAGUCUCAUCAGCGGUCAGACUCAUCAUGUGGAGCACUUGAUUCGCUCGAUUGGCAGCGCACCGGAACUCUCUGACUACGCUGAACGCGUCGAGUCGCCUGAACAGACGGAAGAAGGACAGUCGCAAUCCAGAAGAGGAAGCAGGGAGAUCCUCGCUCGGAAAGCAAGUGCCUCCCGCCUGAGCACCUACCGUCGUUCGAUGGCCUCUCGCCGCUCGAGUCGCAUCCUCGGAGGUGAUGCGAACGCAGACAUGGAGAGCAAUUCUAGCACCGACAAGGACAACCGUCUCUCGCGGCUCAGCAUGUCCGACGUUGCGGACCGUUACUUGAGGGACAAGACUGAUGCCAUUGCGGACAUCAUCCGUAACAUCAGCGACCAGUGUGCUGCUGCUGUCGAAGGGCUCCAUCUUGCUCAAGGUGCUGAGGAGAUGGAUGACCUUGACGACAUGGAGAACCAGGGACAGGAUGGAAGCACUGUCGCACCUUCGGAUGAUGGCCGUGCCCAGUCUACCCGUGACGGAAGUGAACUGGGUGAAGGUGAGAGCAGCUUUCUGAACGCGGACAGCCGAAACAGCAUCCCGCCAACCCCGGACCUGGUGCACAAUCGUUCCAGCACCUCGAUGUCGAUGGUAAGCAGCUCUACUAUCCCGGAGCGCUCUAGCCAGCAAUAUGGCCCCGGCGACAUCCCAACCAAGAUCGUUGAGGAUGAUGACGAGACUGCUCAUGAGACCGACGGUAUGGAUGACCGUACCGAGACUGGAACAGUUUCCAAGCAGGCUAGCCAGGACCUGAUGCGGCCUAAUACGACCCGUGUCGUGGCGUAGGUUAUAUACUCAGACGACCAUGCUUCGGCUUCGAUGAUAUGCACGAUAUCUGCUCUUGCGGAAUAGUACAGU